GUUGAGGGGGCGUGUCAUCGCGCGUUCAGCAGGCGUACACUACAGACGUAAAACAGCAACUGGAGCAGCGUGGACAUGGAGGACACACUGCUGUGGAUUGUGGGCGUGUUGUUACUCCUGUUCUGCAGUCUGGAUGUGUGGUAUUACUUGCGGGUAGUGGUUGUGCUGGUCAGGGCCUGGUUCCUCUCACCUGUAUUUGACAUCACAGCAGAGCAGAUUGCUAGCGGACGAGUCGUUCUCCAUGACGUUGACCUUUGCCACAUGAACAAUGCACGCUACCUACGCGAGUGUGACUUUGCCCGUUUCUCUUUGUACACUCGCAAUGGGGUAUUCGAGGCUUUAAGAGCUCUAGGGGCCACCAUGGUCGUUGGGGCAACUACCAUCCGCUAUAGACGGCCGCUGUGUGUCGGUGAGGCGUUUGAGAUUCGCAGUCGAAUCAUUACCUGGGAUGAGAAGUCAUUUUACCUGGAGCAGCGGUUUGUGUCUCGUAAAGAUGGGAUGGUGUCGGCUGUUAUGUUCUGCAAACAGAGUGUCCUGCGCAGCAGUCCGGACAAGAUCCUGCAAUACCUGUGCAAGAGAAAGGUUGAAGUGCCAGAAUUUCCUGAAGACCUGCAGCACUGGAUCAAUUUCAUCUCAGCCAGCAGUAAAGCCCUCAGGGGCGAAAGUCAGCUCGAUGAUAAAAAGAACGAAUGACGGCUCACUGCCUUAAAUGAUCUCUCAAACACUGGUUUACAAACACAAGAACACACUGAUGCACAUACAUGAAUGUCUCGGGUGUUUGCAUAUUCCAGUUCAAAAUAAAACUGUGAGUUCUGCUGUAAUCUAGAAGCAUGAUUCAUGCUGCAUUAUGAUUGUGAAUAUGUAGAAAUACUUUCUUAAAAACAAUGGAUGAACAAAAGAGAAAAUAAUAUUUUCUGGUGUAUUACUGCCACUGACUGGACUGGAGU
Sinocyclocheilus anshuiensis is the source of this 947-nucleotide messenger RNA. Its product is annotated as protein THEM6-like. The transcript has 3 exons. The coding region runs from base 76 to 693 and encodes 205 amino acids. The record is from RefSeq and is a predicted model, not a curated record. Lineage: Eukaryota; Metazoa; Chordata; Actinopteri; Cypriniformes; Cyprinidae.